Molecule: messenger RNA, 687 nt
Organism: Malassezia pachydermatis
Lineage: Eukaryota; Fungi; Basidiomycota; Malasseziomycetes; Malasseziales; Malasseziaceae
Product: rrna-processing protein efg1
Exons: 5
Coding region: 1-687 (228 amino acids)
Biological process (GO): maturation of SSU-rRNA from tricistronic rRNA transcript (SSU-rRNA, 5.8S rRNA, LSU-rRNA)
Cellular component (GO): nucleolus; preribosome, small subunit precursor
Source: RefSeq, a predicted model, not a curated record
AUGUCAGAGCGUGGGCGUGGUCGCGGUGGUGGUGGCGCGCGUGGGCGUGGUCGUGGGCGCGGUGGUGCACGCAACUAUUCGAAAUCCCAGCCGCGUGAUGUGACGGGUGUGAAUAAGCUGAAGAGCAUUAUGCGGCAGACCAAGCGUCUGCUGAGCAAGGACUCUAUUACACCAGGUGCGCGUAUCGAGGCAGAACGACGACUCCUUGCCAUUGAACGGGAGCUUGAAGAACGUGCACAGUCCAACAAGGAGCGCACAUUGGCGGCACGAUACCAUAAAGUCAAGUUCUUUGAACGUCAGAAACUGGUCCGCCGUAUCAAGCAGUUGCUGCGUUCGAUCGAUGCAUCAGAAAAUACAAAGUCGUUGCGUGCAGAGUUGUACGAAUCGCGCGUGUUUUUAAACUAUGUGUUGCGCUAUGUGGCCCUGUUUGGCGAUCGCGGCGCGAAGAAGCCUAUUGCGCCUGGUGCGAAUGCAUCUGAUCGGGCGCAGAAGCAGGCUGCUGAAUUCCUGCAUCAUAAUGACGAUGACGAUGACAAUGUCGAUGAUGUCGACGACGAGGAUGAUGUCGAUGACGACGAUUCUAGCACAUCGGCUGACGACGACGACGACGACGACGACGACGCUGAGCAAUCUACACACAAAGGACCAAAGGGAUCACUCGCAGACGAUGAUUUCUUCUCGCUCUAA